Molecule: messenger RNA, 3453 nt
Organism: Haliotis rufescens (red abalone)
Lineage: Eukaryota; Metazoa; Mollusca; Gastropoda; Lepetellida; Haliotidae
Exons: 17
Coding region: 276-2624 (782 amino acids)
Biological process (GO): ribosome biogenesis
Cellular component (GO): nucleolus
Source: RefSeq, a predicted model, not a curated record
UUCAGGACUUGCUGAGCAUCCAGAAGCUGAAGGCUCUCCUGCUGUUCUCCCCAGAACAAAGUGAGGCUGCUGGAAACUUGCAGACAGUCAUUGACAGGAUCGUCAGCCUACCAGCAGACGUCACUGAUGAUCACCGCAAUGCAUCAUGGGACGGGCAGCUGUGUAGUAUAAGGGAAGACAACUGCUUGGUGUCCAGCUGGCAGACGCUGGUGUCUAAUCUUCCUGUGUUCGCCACGGCCCUGUCAACUGAACACUGUGAGAAGAUAGCCCAGUUUAUGGUGGCCACAGCCGUAGACCAGGACAAGACAAGCGGCCUGAAUUUAGCCUCUCUCACCAAUAAUCUCCUUGUGGCACCAGUUACUAUGGAAACAAGGAGAUUGCAGUGUUGUAUCAUAGCAUCACUGUGGCCACAACUUACACCAAGUCAAGGUUCUGGGAAAAGUCCAAAGAAAAAGAGAAAGCUGUCUCCUGGAGUAACCAUGGUGAUUGAGGGCCUCUCAGAGCUCGGUGCCAUGAAGCCUGAUGCUCCACAGAAAGCAGACAGUGAUUACCUGACUGAGUUGAAAGGAGUUGCCUCCCUUGUGACGAAGGCCUUGUCCAUCACAGAAGACCCCCUUGACCUUCAGCCUCAACAGAUGCAGCUUCUGAAGAUCCUUGAGAAGUUGCCUCUGGAGUUCCUGUCUCCGUCGGACAGAGUCCGCUGCUUCUGUGGCCUGACGCUGCUGGCAUCCUGCACUGCAAACAACUCCACCAUCAUCCACCUGCUCACCACCCUCCUCGACUGCGUGGGGCCCAUGCCUGUGUUCCAGAUCGUCAGUGCAGACGUCUUCCUGUCAUGGUUGACCACACUUUGUAGUGACACACAGUCCACGAGUUCUCCUGCACAGACACUGGUUGACAAGACGUGUCAGGUGCUGGUGAGGGACUUCCUCGUCAUCACCAACAUGGAGGCAUACAUCACAAAGCUGUGUGCUGACCUGAAGCUGUGCUGUGGCCACCUCCAACACAAGAAGAUCCAGAAGGCCUCGGACCUUGAGAAGGCCAAGUUCAUACUUGCCUCAGCCCUACUGAAACAUGUCACUAUGCAAUUGCAGAAACAAAACCUGCCAUCAGCAAUCCGUGACUGCUACAGGGGUGUCUUUGUGAAGUUGUCGUCCGUCGUCAGCACCAUCGUCAGUACCCUCAGAACUGUGCCAAGCAAGAAGACAGUUGUCUCCCCUUCCUCCUAUUUGAUCAGCUGCUUCAGAUUUGUAGUCAACCAAUCAUGCGUGGACUUUGGAAAGGAGGUUAAGAGGAAAGAGAAAGAAGGGGUUGCUAUGGAGAUUGAUGGUGAAGACGCAAAGCCCGCGGGAGAUGUUGAAACAGUGUCUAUGGACGAGAAUCUCACUCGUAACACGGAGUUCGUCAUGAAGAGAUUGACAGACGACAUUGGGCAAGGGAAUGGGUGUGACCUGUCUUCGCUGGAGUUUAUCCAGACGGCAUGCAGCCAUCACCAACACAUCAAGUCCGUCUUGACGCCUGCUGCUGUACAUACACUGUACGAGGUGCUCAUGUCUGCUGUCACCAGGUCACAUGACCAACAUAAACUGAUGAUGUCAUCAAAACCUGUGCACGAAGCUGACUUGUACAAAAGUGUGAAGUCACUCCUUGAUGGGCAUGUAUCAACACGGAAAAGCCCAUCCCCUGGUAACGCUGACCUGGAACAGCAAGAUGGCUCGAGUCAGCGUCACAGUUUAAUGUCUGCCCUCCAAGAUACACUGGCUUCAGUUAUUACUUCCUGUGACCUUGACCUCUUCAAGACAAUUUUGGCGAACCUGGUGGACUCUACAUGUCCAAGCCUGCUGUGGACCCAGGCAGACAAGAUGCUGGCAGCCAUGACAGUUUGGGAAAAGCUCCUUGCAGGGCACUUAACUGAAGAGCAGAGUGUGGAGGUUACAGUAGCUGCUCAACAUAUACUGAUGAACUAUCAGAGCAGCCUAGAACAGCUCCACGGUCUGCCCGUCGACUCCGCCCUACGCCAGGCUCUGCCGAUACUCCGCUCACAGACGGCCAUGUUGAACUAUGGAUAUACAUUGGUACCCCGCCAGACCUCCGUUCUCUGUCUCCAUGGUUGUCGUGUCGUACCACUAGAGGGCAGCACCUACAGCUCCUACAUCCCAGCAUGCACUGCUGUACAGGAAGUGUUGAGUGCACUCAUCAUACACCACCCUAACGCUGUCCUGUCCGUCAUCCCCAGCUACGUCGCCAACAUCAGACAUCUGCUGGUGUCUGUCAUACAACAUGGCUGCCAGGACAGGCUAGCUCCAGAUCCUCAGUUCGUGGAUGGCAUGGUCCACUGUGCUAACCAACUGACCAGACUGCUGAGCCUGCUGCAGCCGGUCAAGGUCGAGUUCAGCAAGGUGGCCGUGUACCUGCUGUCCGACUACGCCUGUGAGGUUCAGAAGGUUACUCUGCUCCCAGCGGUCAAGAAAGCCCUCCUGCCUGGUAUCUACAUCCUGCUGGACAUCGCUGACCGCUUCCAGAUAGCGCAGCUGCUGGCCGUCCUCCCAGAUGGGACGAAGGACGUGUUUAAACUCAUGUACGCGGAGUACACCAAGUACCACAAGUACACAGAGAGAGUGUGAACAACGUCCUCCCACAAAGGACGUGUUUAAACUCAUGUACGCGGAGUACACCAAGUACCACAAGUACACAGAGAGAGUGUGAACAACGUCCUCCCACGAAGGACGUGUUUAAACUCGUAUAUGCAGAGUACACCAAGUACCACAAGUACACAGAGAGAGUGUGAACAACGUCCUCCUACGAAGGACGUGUUUAAACUCAUGUACGCGGAGUACACCAAGUACCACAAGUAGACAGAGAGAGUGUGAACAACUUCCUCCUACGAAGGACGUGUUUAAACUCAUGUACGCGGAGUACACCAAGUAUCACAAGUACACAGGGAGAGUGUGAACGUCCUCCCACAAUAGACGUGUUUAAACUCAUGUACGCGGAGUACACCAAGUAUCACAAGUACACAGAGAGAGUGUGAACAACGUCCUCCCACGAAGGACGUGUUUAAACUCAUGUACGCGGAGUACACCAAGUACCACAAGUACACAGAGAGAGUGUGAACAACGUCCUCCCACGAAGGACGUGUUUAAACUCAUGUACGCGGAGUACACCAAGUACCACAAGUACACACAGAGAGUGUGAACAACGUCCUCCCACGAAGGACGUGUUUAAACUCAUGUACGCGGAGUACACCAAGUACCACAAGUACACAGAGAGAGUGUGAACAACGUCCUCCCACGAAGGACGUGUUUAAACUCAUGUACGCGGAGUACACCAAGUAUCACAAGUACACAGGGAGAGUGUGAACAACGUCCUCCCACAAAGGACGUGUUUAAACUCAUGUACGCGGAGUACCACAAGUACACAGGGAGAGUGUGAACGUCCUCCCACGAAGGACGU